Salvia miltiorrhiza (redroot sage) is the source of this 482-nucleotide messenger RNA. RefSeq lists its product as uncharacterized. NCBI's taxonomy places the organism in Eukaryota, Viridiplantae, Streptophyta, Magnoliopsida, Lamiales, Lamiaceae. The coding region runs from base 94 to 456 and encodes 120 amino acids. The transcript is spliced from 2 exons. The record is from RefSeq and is a predicted model, not a curated record.
AAAAUCCAAAAUCUCGCGUCGAUAAUCAAGUAUUUGCAGGAGCGACUGCAAAAGUAAGAGAGAGAAAGGCGGGAAAAUACUAGAAACGGAAACAUGAGCAGUCUGAGAAUCGAGAAAGAUGGGAAGCUCAGGCCACUGAUGAGGAAACAAGUAAAGAUGCAAUCAAUAUCAACAAAAUUAGGGGAAUCACAACAAAGGAGGAGAAGAAGAAGGAAAAAGAGAAGAGGUUUAGCUCACGCGAAAUCAGAGGCUCCUAGAGAGAGAAAGAGAGAUUCAGAGGUGGUUUCAUUCUUCACCAUUAGCUACCUACGCCAACCAUGGACACCACUCCUCAUCCUCAUCCUCAUCGUCGCCGAGUUCCGAGCAUGCGAAGAAUCAAGAAAGUUGAAGAUGACGCUGAAAUCUCCGAAUCGGGACUGGCUGUUCCCCCAGAAAUUCCUCAUUUUGUGUGGAUAGCAAAACCUGGAGAAAUAAAUGAGUUG